AUGCCUGUAACUAAACAGCCGGAUUUGCGUGAAUGGGAGGACGGCCUUUUUGAUUGCACAAACGACGUCAAGAAUUGUAAGUAUUUCAUGCAAAUAUUAACAGUUCUCUGGAUUCUGUUCAUCUGGGCCUCACAUAUUUUGCUCAGCAUUUCUCAGCAUUCAUUUGUUCAGUUCACUGCAAAAGAACAGUGGAGAUUUUUUAAAUAUUUUAACCGAAGUCUUCAACAAAUUCUCCCAAAUAUCCCUAAACGAGAAUUCUUGGAAUUACAUCUAACCAGAGCGUCGACUUUGGCAGUUUAUGAAGUUCGCUAUGUUCGCAACGCCGAUACGUAUGGCUGUUAUCCUCAUACGGUUGCAACUAACUAGAAUAAACAACGAAUCCAACCCAUAAAGUCUAAAUGAAUUAUGGCGGAUUCGGCAUAGGAUAAUGAACCGGAGUGAAUGAACUGACGCCUCGAUUUGGAAGUCGUUGUGAUUUCAUCGACGAAAUAGUUAGACUCUAUUCGAACUAUGAAGUUCAUCGUAAAGCACUUUGGUUGGAAAUUGGCCAGUGUCCGCACAUAUCAAAAUGCUGGGUUUGGAUCAGGCAUAGGGUUUGUGGCGAGUUAAGUUGUGGAUUUGGGGUUAGCCGUAGGUCUACAAUAAAGUCAAGGACUGAGUUUGCUUUUGAGGUUACGAUUGGGAUUACCGUUAGGUUUGAGGUAUUGCUGCCCCGUGCGUCCUGUAAGCUAGGACUGUCGUGGGAUUCUAGACUUUCUUUAUUUUCGCGGGAGGUUUGUCAUACAUUUGGUGUCCGAUCUCAUUAAAUGAUGGCUGAACUCCUGACAUACGUUUUCGAUUAGGAAGGAUUAUUUGGUCGGGGUUGUAAAACUGACUAUCUUGCGGCAUAAUUUUAUAACAUUUCGGACUCUGCAGGAUGUCAGCUUUUGAAUACACUACUUGUCAAACUCCUGUAUAAACCGUGCUCGGUAAAAAUGACUACUUAAGGUGCAUGCAUUAUGGCCAUUGAUUUUAGAUGGUCUUGCAAAUUCAAAUAUAUCUGAUGGAAACAAUAAACAAAGAUAUGUGUUCGUUUAGUCAUUAGGUAGAGAAUUACGUCUUCUUUAUAUAUGAUACUCAAGAAAGAAGUAUAAGUUGGGUUAAAAAAGUUUCUUAUUAUAAGAUUUCUUAAGACCUCACAAUGUCCAUUCCCAUAGCAUCGUACCUCGUCGUUUACCAAAGCUCCUCAUGGAAUGUACAACGUAGUCUGCAUCCAUUGAAAACUUUUUUGGAUUCUGUACAAUAUCGCUUUAAUGGCACAGAAUAAUAUAUGAUUUGCUUUACGCAGAACGCAUACACCUUGUACAAUGGAAUCACUAAGCGCUAAUGCAACAAAUGAUAAGUCUCCAUAUUAUACGGUAAUUGGAAAACUUUUUAAAACCUAAUUAUAAUCCUUCCUGGAGUAUAAUAUAUAAAGAAGACGUAAUUCUCUACCUAACGACUAAACGAACACAUAUCUUUGUUUAUUGUUUCCAUCAGAUAUAUUUGAAUUUGCAAGACCAUCGAAAAUCAAUGGCCAUAAUGCAUGCACCUUAAGUAGUCAUUUUUACCGAGCAUGGUUUAUACAGGAGUUUGAGAAGUAGUGUAUUCAAAAGCUGACAUCCUGCAGAGUCCGAAAUGUUAUAAGAUUAUGCCGCAAGAUAGUCAGUUUUACAACCCCGACCAAAUAAUCUUUCUUAAUCGAAAACGUAUGUCAGGAUUUCAGCCAUCAUUUAAUGAGAUCGGUCUCUCACUGUAUAUCAGAUUGCCUUUUCAGCAUCGAAUAUCUUCCCCAUUAACGAUUUCCGCAUUUCGCCUCCGUCUUACUUUACUUUUCAUGUCCAAAUUGCUCCUACACUUGGGAACAGGGCAGUGUGACUGCUUUAAGCAGAAACUUUAACGAAUUCUCCCAAGUACCUUGCGCCAGAAAUCCAAGAAAAUGCAUCUCGCCUGGGCGUUAAGUGUAAAUGUGCAUGUUUCCGACGUCACUAUGGUGCUUACAAUUCUCCUACGGUACCAGCUGCUUUGAAUAAAUACCAUCUCCAGUCCAUAAAAUCGAACUGAAAUAUGAAUAAUUUAACAUAAGACAAAGAAAUAAGGAUCGAAUCUACGAAGAUGACCCCCUUUAAUCUAAAAGUCCUUUUAUUUCAUCGUUCAAAUACUCUACUUGUGGUGAAGACUUGAGGCUCCCUGAAACAUCUCCAGCUAUGUUUAGUCAGAAACUGAUCAAUGUCUGCGAAUUGCAUCUUCUUCUACUUCUAUCCGUUUUAGGCAUGCUGACUGCCUUCUGCUGUCCCUGCAUGGUCUGCUAUGAAUAUAAGCUGCAAGAUGAGGGUUGUGCAGCUCCGCUGUGUGUACUGCACCCAGUCCUCGUGCUGGCUUCGCAUUAUCGCGGCAAACAAAAUAUCGAGGUAUGCUUACUCCCUGUUUCUUUGGCCAAUUCUUUGUCGCAGCAAUCAGAUGUCAUUUAAAUUGGUUUUCAGCAAUGGCUCAGCAUAAUUUAUAUGACUCUGGCAUAGGGAAGAAUUCUAUGAUUCAAACUAACUCUCGAGUUGUGGGAUUUUAACCUCGAAAUAGGCCAAAUCCUGGACGAAUUUAUCAGUUUUUUUAUUAAUUUACAUGCGUCGAUUUUUUAAUGGCUGUCCUACACGUCUGCCCAGGUUUAUUUAUACAAUUGCACAGCCAUCUGUUUAGCUCCAUUUAUCCGAUAUUUUUGGUGAUUAUUUUUUUUGAAAUAAUCUCGGUUUUGUUUCCUUUGCAUUAUACGCAGGUGACAUUUCCAUGAUUUAGGUAAACCAUCGUUAAUGCGAUUUUAGUAUUAAAAUUGACCAUCUCUUGUAUGACUUUACUAGUUACGUUAAGAAUAAAUGUGUCCACGAUGCAGAGCGAUAGUUAACUGGAUGGCUUAUUGCCUUAAUCAAUUCCUGCACGUCAGUCCUGCACAUCGACACGGGAACGACCCACUAUCAAAUAUGCUGCCACGCAAGCUAAAAAGAAAAUAAAUAAAAUGUGACAUUACGUGGAUAUUUCGGCGGACAAUGUUAAGCAAAAUGGGGAUCAGAAAGAGAGCAAUAACAGAAAAUGUGACGGCUCUUGUAUAUAAGAGUCCAAAGUUGAUUGAACCUCUGUCCACAGUCAAUGGUAAUAAGCAAAUACCCGACUAUGCGACAAACAGAUUCCGUCAGCACUGACUGUCCGACUGCUCUAAUCAGCUGCCUGUUUAAGUGCAUAAAAUUUAUGUCGGCAAAUGCUUUCUUAAAAUAACCGAAAAGCGAUUUUCAUGAUCUGUUACGUCCCUGUGAUGGCAUCUCUUUCAAGAUAUCAGCCAGGUUAUACCUGGAUUCUCACUUCGCGUCAAUUUCUAUUACCAUAAGAGAGUGAAUUACGGGCACCGUGGACCAAGUAUCAGUCCGUGGAUCAAGACGCUAUAAAACACUGACGCUCUCAAUGGCAGCCGGGUUUCAUGCUCAAACUUGUAUGCAUCUAAAUUAUGUCUUGACGAAAAAGGAAUAAAAUUGGCGGUAGGCAUUUUAUAGGGUUAUUGAUCUCCCUGCUUAUUCCAAGGGCACGGCUUAUGCAUAUCCCUUGCUCGAUUGUGUGGGUUUCCUGUGGAAAGUGUGUUUUCUACUAAACUAAAUACCCUCAGCAGAGUCUUGAAAACUGUCAGUAUACUCGUGACCACGAAAGUCAGGAUAUUGCUCUAUCCUACGAAGAUGUAUGUGAAUAUCUACGAAAUUCGACAUAAAGUAUCCAGUCGCAGAUGAACGUCCACGUCACUGGUGUCUCUGGCGUUCAUCUGAACAUGUUCCGUUACUGAUGACAAGAGGUGAUUGACAGCAGCCUACCUGUUGCUGGCCGGUAGCCAGCACUGUGAUGAUCGGCGUCCUAUUUAAACGCCUCUCUGCACCACCGGGCUCAUUAGACUUCUCUGCGAGCGCUUCCAGUCUGCUCGCUGACAGUCUAAACAAAUUGCAAAGAAGACACUUGCUCCUUCAAAUCUCUUUGAGCCAAUCACAUUCUCCUUCUCUCUCGGACAUGAUGUAACACAGCCAAUACACGUCUUGGCUUGCUAAUCGAAACAUACCCACAACCCAAGCCGCCACCUUCUGCAAGUCAUGUGAAGUAUCUGCCUACUCUCAGAGAAAAUCCUGUUAAAGUGCAUAUUUGCAGGGAGAAAUUUUCGUCAACAUAAUAUAAGAGCCUACGAGAGAGCACGCCACAGCUCUUUCCUCACGCCCGGCCUCAGUGCAACCGUGUCCCAAUAUAGCCUUUGCGACUCUUUUCCGGGGCCUUUAGCGUGAGCCAAGCUGACGACCCCGUUCACUUAAAGCCUGUUACCAUUGACGGCGCCGUUUGGUACUCAUGUCUGUUCCGUUCAUUUAUCUGAUAUUUUCGGUGAUUUGUUUUUGUUUCUCUGAAAUAAUCACUGGAUUUGUUUUCUUUGCCCGACACACACACAGGGAAGUCUCAUAAAGGACUGCUGUGUCAGCACCUUCUGCAUGCACUGCAAGCUCUGUCAGAUACACCGAGAUUUUGAGGCCAACUAAUGCGGACGGACAAAGACGGCUGGCAUCGCCUCUUCCUCUAUCUUUACAGUUUAUAUAUCUGGUCUAUCAGAUGUCCAGUUCGUGUCAGUACACAUGUUCGCAUUAAAAUUUCGACCUUGUGCCCAGGAAUUUUGGCCUUGUUUCUGUCUCCUCCAAAAACGCACUCGUGACAAUGGGUUGUUUUCGGUUUCUCAAACAAUAAUCAACCUGAGAAGGAAACUUUAUCUAGUUUCCGAUAGAGCCAAAUGUUUUUGCUUGCUGAUUGAUAAUCAGUACACUAUUGGGUCCCACAUAAUUGCUAACACAACGAUUUCCAGUGUGCUAAGACUCGAACUUUAGAUUUUAGUGCUGACGGUCGGAGAAGUUUGAUGCACAUAUAGUUGACGUUGCUUGACUGCAUGUCUUGAGCCUUGAGCUAGAAUGAAGCAGACGAACGACAAAAUAAACUACAAACAAAUGAACACUUGUAUAUGGGGGAGGGCGGUGGAAAUAUAAUUUUUGUGAAGGCUGGAGACAAUGAGUCUGACUAGAGCUUGCUGCGAGGUCUCAGUUAAAUCGCCAGUUGACAAAAGUCUAAGUCACGAUCUUGUAGUGAAUAGCAUCCAUUGAGAUCCUACCCCGUUCUUUAUACCCCUUUCCCGCAUCAGUCAGCUAUCCGAGGCUUUUUAGCAUAAAACACCACACAGAUUUACUUUGAAAUCAAUAAAACGUAAGCCAAUCCAUAAUAGCCACCUCAUUAUCAUCCUGUUACGACAAAUUUGCAUGGGUCAAAAAACUAUCUUCGAGUGGAAGAAAGUUAGAUACGCAUUAUUCGCCUGACAAAAGCAAAUCUCCAUCACUUUCUGAUGAUAGGAUGGGACAGGAAUUAGAAAAGUCAGGCAAAUAAAACGCUCGAUCCAGCAAUCCUGUCUCCAUUUUCAAGACUAGUUUCUGGGAUUCAUCUCAUCAGAUUAGAUUAGGCCCGUAUCCUUAAAUUUACCGAUUAUAUAGCGUCUAAUCUUCAGGAAUAGUGGAUAGAAGACAAACAAUUUCUGAAUUUCCUUAGUAUAGCCUUGGGUUUGCAAGUUAGUCAGAAGCCGAUUUGACGAACGUGCCUCAAACAUGCCAACUUUGACGCGCCGAAUUGCAGUAUAAAAUAGCGAAAUACAAAAUGGUAUGCUAUGGAGGACUCCUCCACAGCGCCUGCUUUAAAAGCCCUAAAACAUGGUAUGCUACCGACAAAUAUUCAUGCACAAUAUGCGUUUUUAGAUUGGAGGCAAAAGAUAUUUUGGGUAGUUUGAACAUAAAAUUCACACCUCCACCAGACACUUGGACUGUGUGUGUAUAUGCAGGCCUCAUCCAACGACUGUGAAGAAAAAGCAGAUGAAUCACCAGACAUAAUGAAAUAUUGCCUAAAAUAUCACAAUUCUGUCGGUUUUCUUUCGACAUUUCAGAUUAUCAGGAACGAUACCGCACAUAAUCAUAUAAACUGAGAUGCACAAGUGAACAUUUAAAGUUACUAAGGGGAAUAUUUGAGGUUAAGGGUUUUCAAGUUAGCCACUUUUACAAGCACGCCUCAAACAUGCGAAAAUGAUGCGCUGAAUAGCAGUAUAGUCUAUCAUAACGCUAAAAAUGGCUUGUUGAAGAGGUUUUCGCUUUCCCUUCGAUAAAUACUUCCAUGCUUACCCUAUAACCUCCUCACUAUAUAUGUCAAUAUAAUUGUUAAAAAGAAAUAAGCCUCAAAAGAUAAAAGUCCAUCUUUUAAAGUAUUGGCAGUAUGCCGAACGCAGUGUUGAAUAUGGGAGUGUCAGGCAAUCAGUGCAGAUUGACGGGGCGCAAGUAGAAAUUUCUCUGAAUCUACAUACUAUCCCAUGGGAGAAAAAAGGAGACCAGCAGUGGUGUCUUGAAUCAGCCAUGCUUAGAUGUUGUGAACUUCGGUUUGUUUCAGUAAUUCUGCGAUUAGAAUCUCAUCAUGGGAAAUCGGCUCAGGAUUCUCUGAUAUCUGAUGCUUCUGUCCACGUGAUGUUGCUUGAAAAAGAGCCUUUUUGAGGCCUACUGGCAAUCUCUUGUCUAAACACACAGUUUUUCCGUGAUUUAGGCAUUAAUCGCAAAUUAACGUAGAAACAACAACCAUCAAAUGUCCAUUUCAUAUUUGAGUCUACGGUGAGAUAAUAUUGUGUGGCGCAUUAUCUGCUGAUGUGCAAAUUUGGAGAGAGAAAGACAAAUAAAUUUGAAUAAAAUGCAAGUUUAGUGGAAAAUAAAUUUUAUUCAGUCGGAAUUGUAUAACAUUAGUCUAAAGUGAGCAAAGAUAGCAAAAAAUCUCCCCAACAUUAAUUCCAGACCUGAGAUAGUGCGUUAAAUCAUCAUCAUUGUUUCCUAUAAAAAUAUUUUUACAAUUUCCUCCAAGAAGUCUCAGGAUUCCUCUAAUAAAAAAUUUAUUUUAAAGAGGACACAAUUUCAACUCCUGUAUUGCCUAACAUGUGAAAAACAAAAAUCGAUAUUUAACUGGGUGACAGUAAGAUCCGCAAGCAGAUGACGUUCAGAUUAUUAUUUACUUCUGACUGAUCAAUCCGCCCUGAGUGCCUGUAAUACACACAUUCAUAUGUAUACUAGCAGUAUUUAAAAGACAGUGCCUCAUUUUCCGAGGAAAGAGAAUGACUCAUCGGCAGGAAAGGGAGAGGACCUAUCAUGAAAACAGUUGUCGGAGUCGACGAGGACACGUCUCCAGGAUGAGUAUUUACGGACACCGCUAGGACAUAUUGACAAACUGUGAAUCUACGCUUUGCAAAAUAUAUGUUAGAUAAGUAAUCAACAUUCUGGCCAACCCAAAAGACACUCGAUAUAUUAAGCAAGCAUUCCUUCCCUCCCGAUAUGCUAAUCAAUAUUAUUUUUCCCCAAAAGUGUUACCGGACAUUUUUAACGAUGCUACUGGCAAUGCCUUUUUGUCUUCAUAAAUGAAGAUGUGCAGGAGAAGAAAUCAGGACAGCAUGAAACGAAGACCUAUCUUCAAAAUCAAUUUCACAGCUUAUUUUAUCGAAUACGUUGCAUGCAUAACCGCACAGACCGCAAAUCAAGUAUUAUCUCCAAAGUAUAAGAGGUCGUGUGAACGCAGGAAUCUAAAAGCGUCGUCUCGGACUGCCAAUAGGCUGCAAACAAACAAUCAUUCGGGAGACUCGACGAACAGAUGUUGUAAUCCAGUUGCGUAGUCUAGCUGAGUUACAGAUAGACUUUACCGCGAUCAGGGCAUGGAUGGAGCUCGUGUUAGGGCUGUUGAGUUCUGUCGGUCAGCGGAUGACUGACUGGUUUGGACAGUGAACUGGUGCAUGGGAAAUGGGAGAGGGAGACUGAUAUCGACGCUGGGAAUCGAAUUUGCGCUCAUACUUCAACGGCUUCCUUAUUUAAUAAAAGUGUGACACAUUAUAAAUAAGAUCCGUUCUCUUUAAGCACAAAUUGGCGUUCGUAUGAAUGCUUCUUCUGAUUUUCUUCACUUUUCUUAGUCACUGACCGAUCUGCUUCUACUCAAGCCUGGGCCCAAGUGUUCUCUUGCCGUAUCUAUAAGUGGAAUUAUAAGACAUCAUCUGUCCAUCAUGUGAAUGCAUUUCAAACAUUUGAGAAUAAGAAGCACUAUAGCAGGCUCUCUUAAAACCGUCUGGAAUUAUCUACGUAUUUCACUAUCACAGUCGACGGGAAGAAAUCGACAUCUUAUUUCCUCCUGUUUUGAUCACGUUUGGCUAAAAUCAAAUCAGCAUACAUAUCCGAGAGAGCAAUAUGCACUUUGUAUUGUGUUUCCAUUUUAUUUCACCCGUAGUUUAGAAGGAUCUGAGGUUGUACUUGUGUUGCACGUGCUGUAGAAACUAAUACAUCGGUGGGGAUAUCAUAUCUAAAAUAAAUUACCUCGAAGUAAAGCAUGCAUGAAUUGAAGCUUAAUGGGCACUAUCAAUGAACUUCGAAACCUACUUAAUUAACCUUUUCGAAAACGUAUUUCAUGAGUCAGACCACCUGCAGUAAAUAAACCCUUCCUCAUCUUUAGUGACUCUUUAACGGAGACAUGGUUCCCACUCCUGCUUAAAACGUACAACUAUCAGUCUGAGGAAAGCCGUGAUUUGUUGUUUGUCGAAAGUUGGCGCUGGACUGGAAGUCCUUGUCUACUGACCUGUCCUAUCUAUUGAGGAUGUUGCUUAGCGGUUGACAUUGACGGUUUUCAUUUUCUUGCUAAUUCUUCCAUGUUGUUAGACCAGUCUGCCGGAGCGCCCUCCGCUAAAAUGCUCAUUAUCCGGCUCCACUGGCCUUUCCAGACCAUGCAAAUCGGAGAGGUCGAAAUCACCUGAUCGGAGAUCUGCCAACUAA
This is a messenger RNA of Spirometra erinaceieuropaei, 8891 nucleotides long. Lineage: Eukaryota; Metazoa; Platyhelminthes; Cestoda; Diphyllobothriidea; Diphyllobothriidae. The record is from the annotation of a GenBank genome assembly.